AUUCAUACUCUCCGUCGCACGGGAGAAUUGGGAUUCUACAACAGGAAAUACACAAAUGCAAGCUUUGGCUAUUGUGAUUGGAGCUUCUGCGGGGCCGGUGUUGUUCGGCUACCUCGGCUCAAACGCUUGCAACUUCCAACCAUCUGAGCAACCGUAGGAUGAAAGAUGAAGAACGGUGCUAAUAUUAUGAGUAAGACUUAGGUUCAUCCCUCUCAUAGAUACUCUCAUGCUUUGGCGAACGGUUUUGUUUGUCCCCUGUUUGUCGAUCUACACUCUUCGAGCUACUGUUGUGAGCAACCUGAGUUCGUUACACAAUUCCCCACGCCACGCUGGUUGUCAAAUAUAGCUACGGUGUUUGGAGCCUCGGUUUGCAGAAACAUGAAUUCGUUCUCUCAAAUUGCAUCUCAUCCAGAUUUUCAAACGCCAUGGUGCCAAAAGAUUCUCUCAGACCCCGAGAUACAGUGGAUUAAGGAGGUCCCCAAGCACUACCAGAAUAAGACUGUGACAAACUCAAUGUUCGAAUACACGCUGUACACUGAGCGUGGAAUCAAGGCACAUCUGUCCUUUUAUCGUCCAUGCAAGGAGCCAGAUGCCUUUCUGGGGGUCGAAAACUGCUUUCUGCUGUCUAUCGGUGAUGGCUUGGAUGGAAAGGCUGGGAGAUGUCACGGUGGUUUCAAUUCUCUGGUGCUGGAUCAAGUCUGUGGAUCUUGCGCUCACCAUUCAAAACCUGAUCCACUACCUCCUGCAACGGCAACUAUGACAGUGGACUUCAAGGCACCAAUCAACACUCCAUGCGUGAUCCUGGCUCGAGCUUGGAUGACAGAGAUCACGGGACGUAAGAUGUGGGUUAAAGGCGUGAUAGAAGACCAAAAUGGAACCAUAUGUGCAACGGCGAAGACAUUGUUCGUUGCAGCUAAGAAUCAGCCCGCGUCGCUGUAAUGUCUCCAUGAUCAUCAGCCCGCGAAUUGGGACAAGCGUAUGUUUGAGAAUCAUGCGCCAAGCAUACAGUUGGGCUUGGAUGUCAAGUUAUCUUCAAGCUUCAGUCAAAACCAUAGAGCAGAUAGACAAAAGACGUCUUUCGAAUAUUCUUGCUAUCUUUUAAAUGACUACGAAGAGCAGAAUCGAUUGAAGAGUUGUCGAUUAUGCGCUCGUGUAUCAACAGCUAAUUCGUUCAAGCUCAUACUCAGACAUCCGAUUUGGAGUAGUUAAGAACUAGAACUCAAUUCCUUACGCAUAGUGGAGGCGCAGAACAAGGUUCAAGAUUCAAGAUCGAACAUGUC
This is a messenger RNA of Verruconis gallopava, 1280 nucleotides long. RefSeq lists its product as uncharacterized. Bases 379 to 939 code for a protein of 186 amino acids. The record is from RefSeq and is a predicted model, not a curated record. The transcript has a single exon. NCBI's taxonomy places the organism in Eukaryota, Fungi, Ascomycota, Dothideomycetes, Venturiales, Sympoventuriaceae.